UCUCCUGCUGGUUCAGGUCAGCUCUGACAGCUGAGUAGCUGAUCAAGGUCUGCAAGCUAGCUAGGUAAGCUGCGGUGUUGGAAGCUAGCGUUGAUCGAGCUUGUUGCCUUCGAGAUCGAUCCAGCGAUCGUCGGUUGGUAAUUGUAGCAACCUGAGCAUGAUGAAGCCGUGGCUAGUGCUCGCAUGGGCGGUGCUGGCCGUCUCCUCGGCGGCGCGCGCGUCCCCGCCCCUCAAGGUCGGAUUCUACGAGCACUCAUGCCCCCAGGCCGAGGACAUCGUGCGCAACGCCGUCCGCCGCGCCGUCGCCAGGGACCCCGGCCUCACCGCGGGCCUCAUCCGGAUGCACUUCCACGACUGCUUCGUCAGGGGCUGCGACGCGUCCAUCCUGCUCGCGUCGACGCCCGGGCACGUCGCGGAGAGGGACUCGCCGGCCAACAACCCGAGCCUGCGCGGCUUCGAGGUCAUCGAGGAGGCCAAGGCCCUCGUGGAGGCGCACUGCCCGCGCACCGUGUCCUGCGCCGACAUCGUCGCCUUCGCGGCGCGCGACGGGGCAGCGCUCGCCGGCGGCGUCGACUACCGCGUCCCCUCCGGCCGCCGCGACGGCCGCGUGUCCGUCGAGGGCGAGGUGCUCCAGGACGGCAACGUGCCGUUCCCGACCUCCACCGUCGAGGAGCUCGUCGAGAACUUCAGGCGCAAGGGGCUCUCCGCCGACGACAUGGUCACGCUCUCCGGCGCGCACAGCAUCGGCCGCUCCCACUGCUCGUCGGUCACGGAACGGCUGUACAGCUUCGAGGGCGAGCCGGGGCGGACGGACCCGGCACUCGACCCGGCGUACGCGGCGGACCUCAAGCGGCGGUGCCCGCCAUCGACGGGCAACAUGGACGACCGCACAACGGUGCCCCUGGACCCGGUGACGCCGAACGGCCUCGACAGCCAGUACUUCAAGAACGUGCUCGCGCACAAGGUGCCCUUCACCUCCGACCAGACGCUGCUCGACAGCCCCUGGACAGCGGGGCUCGUCGCGUUCCACGCCGCCGUCGGGCAGGCGUGGGAGGCCAAGUUCGCCGCGGCGAUGGUCAAGAUGGGCGCCAUCGAGGUGCUCACCGGCGACGAGGGCGAGAUCAGGGAGAAGUGCUCCGUGGUCAACCACUACUAGUUGACUCCGCUCCUGGGUCAGUUUUACGACAAGGAUUUAGACGUCGGAUGUUAGCAUAAUUUCAUAUUUGAGCCUGGGCCAAGCAAGCAAGACUCACAGGGUGGGUGAGCAAUUCGGUGAAAGGAAAGGCGAAGCACAUCAUAAACUGGUGUUGCGCCAAAUGUUGUUAAAGGCCCAUUCAAAUGCGGCCAAUUUCUUGUGAUUCUUGUGGAUUCGUUAAAAAAGGUUUAUCUUCGAAUUUUCUCUUCUGAA
Molecule: messenger RNA, 1408 nt
Organism: Panicum hallii
Lineage: Eukaryota; Viridiplantae; Streptophyta; Magnoliopsida; Poales; Poaceae
Product: peroxidase 5-like
Exons: 1
Coding region: 158-1156 (332 amino acids)
Biological process (GO): hydrogen peroxide catabolic process; response to oxidative stress
Cellular component (GO): plasmodesma; plant-type cell wall
Molecular function (GO): heme binding; peroxidase activity
Source: RefSeq, a predicted model, not a curated record